Messenger RNA from Polychytrium aggregatum, 2215 nucleotides. Its product is annotated as glycoside hydrolase superfamily. The record is from RefSeq and is a predicted model, not a curated record. Gene Ontology annotation, cellular component: extracellular region. Gene Ontology annotation, biological process: carbohydrate metabolic process. The transcript is spliced from 6 exons. Gene Ontology annotation, molecular function: chitinase activity. Lineage: Eukaryota; Fungi; Chytridiomycota; Chytridiomycetes; Polychytriales. The coding region runs from base 366 to 2066 and encodes 566 amino acids.
GUUCCCACAGCGAGCCACAAGCAGCAAGAGCCCCGCUGCAGGCCACGGUGUCUCCCAGCGCCCAGGGACUUGGUGCUGCACCCGUCCUUCUCCGCCAGGGCCCAACACCAGGGCAUCGCCGGCGUACCCAGCCUCCGCGCUCUCCUCUGUGCAGGCUCUGUGCAGGCUCCGUCGACAUGGAGCUCGGCGAAGAGGAAAGAGGGUCGUCCGGGUCCGGCUUCUUGCCCUCCGCAUCCUCGCUGCUGGCUUGUGCGCUUCGGCUCGUCCUAUAAUACCCCGCCCGGCUACCCGAGAUCGGACGGCUCAGCAAGCAAGCAAGCGAGCGAGCAAGCCCAUCUCAGUUCUCCAGACAUAUCUCAGGACCCAUGUCCAUGCCCCGACCAAGGCUCCUCGCGAAGGCUGCCGUCCUCUGGCUCUCUCUGGCUCUCGGCGCUCAUGCCUUUGUGGUCCGCGAUCAGCAUCGCCAGGGCUCUGCCCGCCAACAAACCGAUGAGGACCGCCGCUCUGGACACGAUUUUCAGCCGGGUUGCUACAACGCCUCGGCCUCCGAGUUGCUCGGCGUUGGCCCCUCGUUUGUGGGUCUUGCGAAUCUCACACACACUGUGUGCGCCGAUCUCUGUUCGGGCUACGAGUACUUUGGCCUCGAAUCCGGAUCCAGUUGCUUGUGCGGCCACAUCUCCGAGCACGGCCCAGCAUGCCGAGUCGCCGAGAGUCAGUGCAACACACCAUGCACCGGCAACAGCCAGGAACUCUGCGGUGGCCAGAGCAGCAUCUGGAUUUCCAAGGGCGAUCGGCGGGGCGAGCAUCAUGAACCCUGUGAUUCGACACAUCGUCCAGGCAUCGCUCCCACGGCCACGACCACUGAUCCUCAGCAGAGCCUCAGCCAAGCAAAUCCUGCACCAACGACCUCAUCGCCCAUUCCUGCAUCGUCGCCGCUGCGGACUCGAACCAGGACCAGGACCAGGGCCCGGAGAUCGAGAAAGCCCACCUCAAGUCUCCAGCCUCCACCAACCCAGACCACACUGGCGCUGACAACAACGCAAGGUGCAAGCCCAACCACCUCCACCAGUUCAUCCAGUUCAUCCAGUUCUUCCAGUUCUUCCAGCUCUUCCAGUUCUUCCAGUUCUUCCAGUUCACCCUCUCCCGCUCCGGCACCAGUGUCCCCAUCCGGUCGUCCUGCAGGCUUUGUUGAUUUGGCUUCAAGAUAUGGUCGCCUUAACAUUGGAUACUGGGGCUCGAACGCGGCAUUUGGCGAAAAACCCCUCAGAGCCACUUGCGACGAGAACAACUACGACGUUAUCAUUAUAGCUUUCCUGGAUGUCUUUGGACAUGGACAGAUCCCUGAAGUCCAUAUCGACCACCCCCUCAACGACACCGGCGCUGACAUCAAGUACUGCCAGUCCAAGAACAUUGCCAUCCUGCUCUCGGCCGGCGGUGCCAAUGCCGGGGCGUCCAGCCUUGCUUCAGCCGCCGAUGCCACCGAUUUCGCCGACAAGCUCUGGAACCUGUACUAUGGAGGAAGCAUCAGCAACCCCAGCAGGCCCUUUGGCGACGCCGUCCUCAACGGAUUCGAUUUGGAUGUCGAGAAUCUGCUUCCAAACUACUAUGACACAUUCAUUACUUCCUUUCGAGCAGCCGGAGCGGCCAAGGGCAGGUACUAUGUGACCGCAGCGCCACAGUGCUUCUAUCCCGACGGCUCUGUCGGCCCCACGCUGUCCAGCGUCGGGAGCGAGUUUGACUGGAUCUCAGUGCAGUUCUACAACAAUUGGUGCAGCCCCGACAACUACCACGCCGGCGAUAUCACCAACAUUGGCGCACGCUUCAACUACGACCAAUGGGACCAAUUUGCCGCAGCCCAGGGCUUCAAGGUCGCUCUGGGCCUGGCUGCCUCGACUGUCGCCGGCACGGGGUACAUUCCCCCGGCGAGCGUUGCCUCCAUCGUCAAAGAGAUACGAUCAACACGCGGGGCGUCAUCCCGCUUCGCCGGCAUCAUGUUCUGGUCGACGGCCCACGCCGACAACAACAGCAACUUUGGUGCUGCCACCAAGGCCAUCUUACAGGCGUAACAGCAUCAGAGUCCACUCGUCCGGCGUCGUCCGCAAGCCCGCGCCGCUUUGUCCACCCACAUGCGCUUGCACAGCUGAUGUACAUCGCACCUCCCCUGAAUAUAUUGAACCAGAGCACGGCGACGACCAUGGCUGGCGUUUGCCGACAC